Messenger RNA from Sordaria macrospora k-hell, 2412 nucleotides. RefSeq lists its product as uncharacterized. Gene Ontology annotation, biological process: proteolysis. Gene Ontology annotation, molecular function: serine-type peptidase activity. The record is from RefSeq and is a predicted model, not a curated record. Lineage: Eukaryota; Fungi; Ascomycota; Sordariomycetes; Sordariales; Sordariaceae.
AUGUUCCUCACGACACCUAGCCUCUGGGCUCUCGCUCUUUCCUCGACGGUACUGGCUGCCCCAACAGCCCGAGGUACCAAAGCCACCGGCUGCGCCGCUGUCCGUAAAGCCUACAACCUGGCAAAAAAGGACGGUGUACCAACGGUCAAGCCUUCUGUGGCACUUGCUUGCCUCGAAUCGGUACCCAUUGAUGUCGAGAAAGACGUUGCCCUCAUCGAUUAUCUGCUUCCGUAUGCCCAGUUCCAGAGUACUCUUGGAUAUCUCAAGGCUCCACCAAAGGAGUACCUGCUACCAGGAGUUGACGUUAUCGGAGGCCUGAUUCAAAUCCGGGAGAAGCUACGAGACGGUGGCUACUCCAACCAGUUCGACUUCACGAAAGAUCUCAGCAGAGUUUAUCAAGCAGCCCAUGAUGGCCAUUUUGGCUAUUCACCAGCCCUUCUCAGUGUAUUCGCCCUUAGGAGGACGUUCCAGCUUGUCUCUAUUUCGGAAGAUGGUACAACCUUGCCAAAAGUCUACAUCGACGACGACAUACUGUUCCAGUCCAACUCCUCCACGAUCUCCCCCGUGGAGUCUAUUGAUGACAUUCCGAUCGACAACUUGCUUACCCAGGAGGCGCAUAUGCAAGGCCUUCAAGAUCCAGAUGCACAAUACAACGCGAUCUUUUUUUCUCCUGCCAUUCAGACUAAGUAUCAAGAUCACUUCGUGGCCGGCAGUUAUGUUCUCGAUUUUCCCGACUCACACAAUGUCCGAUUCUCCAAUGGGUCUUCCAAAGAAAUUCCGAACAUGGCCCUGAUUAUGACGGAUUUUUCCAACAUCGAUUCCGGAGAGAAGCUUCAUGAACAGGUUGAGGUGCCAAAAACCAACGCAACUCUACCUAUGGAAAAGAGAGCCGAUGUCUCUGAGAUACUCACGAUUGAGCCCCUUCGCCGUUAUCCAUCCAAUCCGGUGGCAAUUCACAAAUAUCGCUAUAUCUCUGGGUACCUCCUCGAAGAUGAUAAGGACACGUGUGUUCUGGCUGCGUUCACAUUCCAACCUGCCGAAAACAAACUUCCGGGGUAUAGCAUGACUGAAGAUCUCACCGAGGCACGUCGUAUCAUCCACGAGACGUUAUCGUCUUGCAAAGCCGACGGGCGUACGCGCCUGAUCGUGGACAUGAGCGCCAAUGAUGGUGGCUAUAUUGACCUCGGCUAUGAGCUCUACCGCAACCUAUUUCCCAAAGCCAAGAUGUGGACAGGAAGUCGUAUUCGAGCGCACCCGGCGGCUGAUCUUCUGGGCAGUCUUCUCUACGACACAGCAGCCCAGGAAAUAGCAACUGCUGGCUUGCUUCAACUGGAUCCCACUACUGGCGCACCAUACAAAACUUGGGGAGACCUGUACGGUCCCGUCAGCGUGACUGGCGACGAGAUGGAAUCGAACAUGCUAGCUGCAAAUAAGAGUGGUCCGGUAGACGGAAAAGAGUUCUACGUAACCGGUUUCGCCCCCAACGAAGUCCUGCCCGAGCAGCCCUUCAAGACCGAAAACAUUGUCGUCCUCACCAACGGCAUUUGUAUCAGCACAUGCACCAUCUUCACCGGGCUGAUGCAACGCGAGCAAGGAGUCCGUACCAUUGCCGUCGGCGGCAGACCUCUUCAUACACCCAUGCAAGCCGUGGGAGGCAGCAAAGGUUCGCAAGUGGCCAUGCCCGCUAACAUUCGGCAGUGGUUCGGCUACAUCCUUAACGCCGACAGAGGCAACGUGACCAUCAAGUCCAAGGAGCUCGCCGCUUUGCUCCCAUCGCCCGACCUGCCUCCCCUUGAGCCCAUCACGCUCGCCGGCUCCGGCGUCAACUACCGCAACGCUUACGCCGACGGCGCGGACUCUACCGAGGACAAAGAAGAUGACUACCCGACGCAGUUCCUCUACGAAGCCGCCAACUGCCGCCUCUUCUACAAGGCCGAGCACAUGCGAUCUAUGGCGCCCCUAUGGCGCGACGUAGCCGCCGCCGCCUGGAAGAACGCCUCUUGCGUGCCUGAGUCGACGGUCAAGAGAGACGGCGACAAGUGGAUUAUCUCCGACGAGGUGCCGCAGUUCACGGGCCGGGUGCGGUCGAGGGUCUACAUCUACGACGGCCCCGGGUCGUUGACCAGUGGUGUUUGGCAGGCGUAUGGAAAGGUUAACACGACGGGUUUGGGAGACAAUUACACGCUUAGCGAGGAUGACUACGUGGUGCCAGAGGGGUUUAAGGAGAUGUGGGCUGAACUUGCGGAUGAAGAGAAUAAAAAGACGAAUACGGAGAAGGAGCAGGAAAACAAGGAGGAGGAGGAGAAGAAGGAGCAGGAGAAGAGUGCUGCGGUGGGGAGACUGGGGCCGGGGACGGUGCAGGUGCUGACAACGAGUGUGUUGGUUGUUGUUGGGAUGUUGGCGAUGAUCUGA